AAAAUAAAAUUUCUUUAUCACGGUCAGAGAAAAAAAAUAGAUUAUCUUGAUUUGGUUCAAAACUAUGGUUUCUAAAGUUAAAAUCAAAUAAUAAUUUAUUAAAAUUAAAAUUAUUAUGCGCGCGAGAGCAAGUGUGUAUCAAUCAUGUUAAUCGCAAAGAUAUUCUUAGUGACUGUACUCCUCGUUAUGAGUUUCGCAUCGGAAGAGAUGAACUAUUCGCGCCUUUCGCGCGUACUUCGAAUAAGCGAUCAUCGAUCGUUAUCAUUUGACACGAGGAAACGGCAAGACGAACCCAAAUAUUUCGAGCAAUGCAGUUUCGUGAACACGUGGGAAGAACAACUCGGCCACGUGAGCGUGUUGGCUUUUUUGGAUCCUGCCUGGCAAUAUAGCUUCAGACAGGCCGUCAUGCUGAAACUAUUGAGCUCGCGUUUGCGGAAAUCCGGUUUCACGGAUAUCCGGUUUUUCGUGAUAGCACCGCCGCCCGAUUUGACAGAAGACAAGACCGAGGACAAUUAUGAGAUUGAAGCGUGGCGGAAAAUAGCAGCGAUGUAUGAAACGAAGGAUCUCGCGAACGCCAAUGAUCUCCUUUUCCAGGAUAGCAGACCGGAAAUAAUCUUUUUUCAAGACGGUCCCCAGUAUCGUACAUGGGAGAAGUUUCGUGCGUCGAAGGACCAAGUAGUCGUCAUCGAUCGAUGCGGGAAAUUAACGUAUCAGGUCAUGGUGCCGUGGAGUAUUUUAUAUUUUCCUUAUGUGAAAGCGGCUAUUCUGUCCACGUAUCAGGAGGACCCAUGCGGUGGAUGCGAUCCCACCAUGUAUCAAGCUCUAGAUUACGAAAAUUAUUUCCCGAAUUUAAGAAGCACCACUGCUAAAGAAACAGAUCCACAUGAAACCGAUAACGUUAACGCCGAUCUAAUCUGGACCACCGAACGGUGGUCUUCGGAAAACGACAGCGUACAUCUUGAGGAGUCACUAAGAGAGGAGUACGAAGCUAGUAUCGUAUCUCCUGUUAUCUCCGACAAAAUAACAUAUGAUAACGAUGACCCUCUGAAUUUCUCCAGCAUGACGGAAUCAUCGGUGGUGUCUGAAACUGCUUAUCGAUACGAUAAUAGUAUGACCGAGUCUUCUCUUAACGAGUAUAAUCCCAAAGAGACGCAGAUACGAGAGGAUUCGAAGAAUGGUACAGCCUCCGGCGAAAUAGAAGAGUUACAGCAAGACGUUCCUCCGAGACAAGACGAAUCUACGUUGAUGAGCGAUAAUUCUAGCGAGAAUGCGAGCGAUCACGCCUUAUCGACGAGUGAAUCAACAGCUGACGAAAUAAAAAACGAAUUCAUUUCUACGACAGAAACAAUUUCAGAUACCGCGGGAGACGAGAUUCGAGAUAAUGACGAAGAUGCGGACGCCGAGUACGAACAAAACGAUUCAGUUGGUAAAAAUAUUGGAGCGGAGGAGAACGCGUUAUCGUUACAGGUGAUUAUGCGCGCACCGCACGUACAUAGAAAUGGAAGGAAGACGGGGAAGCACACGCAUUUAAUACUAAAGAUCGGCGAUCCCGAUUUUCACGGACAUCUGGACAAUUUUAAAGACAUUGAUCUUCAAAUCGCAAGCUCCGAAAAAAACAAUUCGGAAAUCAUCGAAGCGGAUCAAGAGAACACCGAUCAAACGUAUACAUUCGAUAAAGACGAAAGCCCGGGAUUGUACGGAGAAAUAGCGGACUAUUGGAGAGAUUGCGAAAACAGCGAUGACACUAAUAAAAAUGAGUCGCUUAACAACGAUACUUAUAAUAAUUCUACGAUAAGUUAUAACGAAAAACAUCAUAUCGAUAUCAGCAGCCACACGACGACUUCGUCAAAAUCAUCAGAGAUAAACGAAAAUUAUUCAACAACAAAUAUUACAAUAAAUGCUCAUAUUAAUAACUCUACUAAUUUACAAAAUACCGUUAGAUUAGACAAGACUGAUUCUUCGAUUAGUACAAGUAAUGAGAUCAAUAAGAAAAAAGAGAUGCGAAAUAAUCUAAUCAAGCAUUACAAUAAACUUUUAUCUUGGAUUGAUUAUAGAUUAAUAAAAUAAAUCUUUGCACUCAUUUAAAAAU
This is a messenger RNA of Formica exsecta, 2089 nucleotides long. RefSeq lists its product as uncharacterized. Gene Ontology annotation, cellular component: extracellular region. The transcript has 7 exons. Gene Ontology annotation, molecular function: selenium binding. The record is from RefSeq and is a predicted model, not a curated record. The coding region runs from base 145 to 2067 and encodes 640 amino acids. Gene Ontology annotation, biological process: selenium compound metabolic process. NCBI's taxonomy places the organism in Eukaryota, Metazoa, Arthropoda, Insecta, Hymenoptera, Formicidae.